GGGGCCGAGCCCGGCCGGUCCCGCCGCGCAGCUCUGGCGGCGGGCGGCGAUCCGCAGCCGUGCCCGGCCCGGCACAGCCCGGCUCGGCUCGGCUCGGCUCGGCAGGAGACGGGGACUCGGGGAGCUGCCGCUGGCCGGGACCAGCAGCCCCGGAGGGAAAGGCCGGUCACCGAUGACUCUCUUCCCGAAACAGGGAGGAAUGCUUCGCCCUGUGGGAAGCCGGAAGGAGCAAUACCGAUUUUGGAAGCUGCAUUUCGGGGCAGGUUUUCUGAUGGAUCAGCCAUCUGACCCAUGGCUGUACAACUGCAAGGUCUGGCACAGAGGGAAGCAGGGACCUGCAUCGAGGAGGGGAUAGGGUUGCACUUUCCCUAACCUCUGCAACUCCAAAGAGGAGAUCAGCAGUUAACAAAGGCGGAGUGAAGAAUUUGCCACGUGGAGACUGAAGGUGUAUGAGAAUAAAAACCUACAGAGGAGAUCAGCUCAGCUGCAGAUAUUCCACUUUUUUUUUUACCUGCCAUCCCACGGGCUUCAAGGGGAUCUUUGUUACACGUUCAGAAGAAAACACUGUCACAAGUACAUAGUUGUGUCACCUGCAGUUUGGUGCCAGCUGUAGUGUAGAUGGCUCAGCUUCCUCCUGGGAUUCGUUUCAUCACUUCAUUUUCACGAGAUCAGUGGUAUAGAGCCUUCAUUUUCUCUCUCACUUUCCUGCUGUAUGCCAGCUUCCAUUUAUCAAGGAAACCUAUUAGUAUAGUUAAGGGAGAGCUGCAUAAGCAUUGUGCUGCUUCACAUGAAGUUGAACUUGACUCCUACAAAGAAUAUGCUACCCAGAUUCAGCCUGUCAAAAAGCCAUUUAAUGCCUCUCAGUGUGGUUGGGAGCCAUUUGAUAAGAACAACUACAAACAGUUACUGGGAGCGCUGGAUUACUCGUUUUUGUGUGCAUAUGCAGUUGGAAUGUAUUUAAGCGGACUGAUAGGAGAGCGGCUGCCUAUCCGGUACUAUCUGACGGGUGGGAUGCUCGCCAGUGGACUCUUCACUGCCAUGUUUGGAUUGGGUUAUUUCUAUAACAUACAUAAUCUGUGGUUUUACAUAAUGGCCCAGAUAGCAAAUGGGUUGGUGCAAACUACUGGCUGGCCGAGUGUCGUUACAUGUAUUGGCAACUGGUUUGGAAAAGGAAGGAGAGGUUUGAUCAUGGGAAUCUGGAAUUCACACACUUCAGUGGGAAAUAUCCUGGGAUCCUUAAUUGCUGCUUACUGGGUGUCCACGUGCUGGGGUCUGUCCUUCGUGGUGCCCGGAGUCAUCGUUGCUGUGAUGGGCAUUGUUUGCUUCCUGUUCCUCAUUGAGCAUCCUAAGGAUGUAAGUUGCUCCUGCACACCAUCCAGUAGUGCUAAAACCUUCCUGAACGGUGCAUCUCGAUGCAGAAUCCAGAUGCCGACCUUAAAUGCUAAGGAAAACGGCAAACCUCAGGAUCCAGAGGUGCAGCAUUUGCUUACUGACAGUGAAAACUGCAGCGUGUCCCUGAACUCCAGCACUGUGCUCAGCGGGGAGGGAAGACAUGGGGCAUCAGCAAUCAGCUUCCUUGGGGCCUUGAGAAUACCUGGAGUUGUAGAGUUCUCCCUUUGUCUUCUGUUUGCAAAGCUGGUGAGCUACACUUUCCUCUUCUGGCUUCCCCUGUAUAUCACAAAUGUAGAGCAUCUUGAUGCCAAAAGAGCUGGGGACCUUUCUACACUGUUUGAUGUGGGUGGAAUCUUUGGUGGAAUUUUGGCAGGUCUCAUUUCAGACAGGCUGGAGAAGAGGGCAUCAACCUGUGGGAUGAUGUUACUGCUUGCAGCGCCCACGUUGUACAUGUUCUCUACAGUCAGUAAAAUGGGACUUGAGGCCACUGUGGUGAUGCUGCUUAUCAGUGGUGCCCUGGUGAAUGGCCCUUAUGCCCUGAUCACCACUGCUGUCUCUGCUGACUUGGGCACCCACAAAAGCCUGAAAGGGAACGCGAGAGCCUUGUCCACAGUGACGGCGAUCAUCGAUGGAACUGGAUCUGUAGGUGCAGCUUUGGGACCUCUCUUGGCUGGUCUUAUUUCCCCAUCUGGUUGGAACAACGUGUUUUACAUGCUCAUGGUGGCAGAUGCAUGUGCCUUGCUACUCUUACUCCGUCUUAUUCAGAAGGAACUUCAGUGUGAUGCAGAUCACACCCUGUUUAAAGAGCACUGAGCUACGAGAGCAGAGCUGGAAUAAGGACUGCGUCAGUGGUCGGAGCUCUUCCCUGAAAUCCAAACCUCAUGGGAUGAUUUAUUCUGUCUUUAAGAGGUUCUGUUGGGUGAAGAACUUUGCACCUUUACAGGAAGCAGUGUGAGAAACGCAGCUGGUGAAUCCCUGAAGCUCUUUAUUUUUGCACAUGAGUAAGUACCUCAGGAUGGCAACUGUUCAUCAGAGGAAGAGACGGGAACCUUGGGAAGGUUUUAGCAGCACGCCUCAACUUGAGCCAAAGAGAAAUACCAAGUGCCUUUUUUAAUUCUUUUGAUAGGAUGUUUUUAAUUAAAAUUAUGAACUGUGUAUUUGCCAAAAAUCAAGGCAAAACUAGAGCAGAAGGAAGUUGAAAUUGUACCAGCCUGGCAGUGGCUGUCCCAGUGUCAGCGAGCGAGGUCUGUGUCUCUUACGUCAUCUUGUGUACAUUGAGGGCAUCACUUCACAGAGGACAAUAUCAGCUGGUCAUUAAGAUGUGCUGCUGUUAGUAUUUUGAAGCUGCUCAGACAGCAGCCACCCACUGUAUUAUUAGUUUAUAACUACAGUACUGCUUCCCAAGGACAACAUCCAGCCUUUUGGUAGGUAAUGAAAUGGAAUUUACUGUUGCCAUGUACUGCAGUUAGCAGUUUUCACAGAUUCUCUGGGUGAGUGUUAGUCCUCAAUUAGGAUUGUGCAAAAAAAAAAAAAAACAAAAGAAAACAGGAGUCCUAAGCAACAAAAAGCAGCUUAUGAGUCAGAAUUUCCAGUGGGGGCUCUAAUGAUUUUCAGGGCAUUAUAAACUGGCUGUGCAAACGUCACGUAAUUGUCUGCCAGGCUGGGCUGAAAUGAGAGGUGGUUUCUUGUGAGCUGUGAGCUGUCCUUGUCUUACAGCACUCGUGGGUUGAGCAGAUGAGCUGCUUCAGUGCCCACUUGCCACAGUGAUCUCUGUUGGGUACUCGUGAUUCCAGUGCUGGGGUGGGCACGUGGCAGUUGUCAGAUCAGGGCCUUUAACAUCCAGAAAUGUCUCUCAAGUGGCUCAUUUCCAGUGGCUCUGAAUUUCAGAAUUUGGGGCCGAAAUAUCAGAAAAAUUAGCUGUGUGGGCAGUAGUUUGUAAGAGAACAUUUGAGUAACUAGUGUUACCCAGAAAAUAGAUGGUUUAGUGUCUUCAGGACAUAUAAUUUCUUUGUCCAGCUGCUUUGCAAACAGACGUUUCUGUGAUUUUUUUUUUAAAGAUGUAUAAAGUGAAAAGAAGUCCUUUUUGUAUGAGGUGUUUAUACUUAAAUCACAAAGGCUAGAUAAUUUAAACCAUGUGUUGUCCUUAACUGUAUUUAUUAAAGCACUAGGCAUAUGUCUUGUUCUGAGCUAUGCUCUUAAGUUCUGUGAAACAAUGCAGCAGUCUUUGCACUCGAUUAACAGAACACUCUAAAACAGCCCUGCAGAAAUGUCCCAUCAGCUGCUGGUGUUGUGUUCCACGUGCUGGCACAGCACCUGCUUUCCAGGGCUGUAAUUUUGAUAGUUGCUCAGUCUGUUGAGUCGCUUCACUGGUUUGAUUCAGCACUUGAUUUAUGCUUGAACACUGUAAGAAGGUGCUCAUUUUUAACUGUUUUGCUGAACAGAGGUAGAGGGAAGACCUCAGUGCCACAGGGCCUUAAGGAAAGUGUUGGGUCCUUGCAGAGGAACAGUAGGUAGGCCCUGUCCCUGCAGUUACCUGGAUGAAUGGUUGACUUCACACAUUUUGGGUAAGCCUGUUCAGACCACUGGGGAAGGUCUCAACAUCUAAAUGCAUAAAUCUGGGAUGUGCUUGGGCUGUGAGCUGUAGUUAAAUGGGAAGGAAUUCUGCACCAAUGUUGCUUGAAAAGACUUCUAUCCCCAGUGGAUUGAAACAGCUUCUGUUGGGGGGAAAAAAUAGCACUGCAACCCCAAGACAUCCAUACUGGCACAGCUUCAGGGGCUGUGUGAGGAGGGAGGGAUUGGAUGGAGGAAUUCUUUAGCUGAAGAUUCCAAUCCCUUUCCCCUAAAAACGUAUGUAGAGCUUUGUAUUAGUUUAUUGAAACAAUUCAAACCCUGCUGGGCUCAGAUUUUGAGAAGCUGUUCCCUGUGGGCUGAGGUCUUAGUUUUAAAAAGCUUUUGGUUGUAUUUCACAGUUAGAGGCUGUAAAGAUACUUUGUUUGUGUUUGGGUUUCACUUGUUGGGGCUGCUGCUGUUAUUUAUUUAUUUAUUUGAAUAGCUUUUGCACUUCAGUGACUGGGGUAUGGGUUAGUGAUGAAGUUGGAGGUGCUGGGCCGAGUCCUUCCUUCCUUCCCUCGAUUGUAGGAGGGAGUUGGGACUCUCAGCGUGCCCGUGUCUCCUUCCAUGUUAAUCUGCAGCAUUUUGGUUCCUCCCAGCUACAAAACUGCUGGACAAGAAGAUGAAGAUUUGCUUUUCUUUCUUGAAAACCCUAAAGGAUCCCCCUUUAGGUGGAUAAACAGUGUGUUUUGUUAGUAUUGGGUGUCGGUAUGCGUUGAUCUGGAAAUGAGCAAGACUGACAAAGUCGUGUAUGUAGAAAUGUGAGUGACCAGUAGGUACAGCCAAAUUUAAAUAUGACUGCAGGGUUUGUUCGUUUUUUUAAGGCUGGUUAUUGUGAAUUUUAUCCUUUACCAACCUGUGUUGAAUAAAAAUAGAUUCUGUUCUAAAAUGAGAAA
Molecule: messenger RNA, 4898 nt
Organism: Myiozetetes cayanensis
Lineage: Eukaryota; Metazoa; Chordata; Aves; Passeriformes; Tyrannidae
Gene: SLC37A1
Product: solute carrier family 37 member 1
Exons: 22
Coding region: 619-2205 (528 amino acids)
Biological process (GO): glucose-6-phosphate transport; phosphate ion transmembrane transport
Cellular component (GO): endoplasmic reticulum membrane
Molecular function (GO): glucose 6-phosphate:phosphate antiporter activity
Source: RefSeq, a predicted model, not a curated record